GAACAUGUCGAUGUGGAGGCGCCAUUACGCAUGGUGGCAUACGCGCGCGCGUGCUAUAUAUCUCGUAAAUUUUAUGCUCCCGCAACCCGCACGAUCUUGAAUUCUACAAAGCGACGAGCGAACAUGGCCGCCCGACAAAACAUUCUGUGUGGCAUCGUUUAACGACCGGACUGAUUAGCCGUCGCUCGCACAGCUCAGCCAUGUCACACGGUGACUGCGGGACAACGUCAUCCUGACCGAGAGUUUCUCGCCGAGAGUGACGCAACGGCCGACGGUCGAGGGGACUGGAGAACUCGAUCUUUUUUCGGGGGAAGGUGUGCAUAUCGGGCGCAAACCCGAUUAGCCAAGCUCCGCUGUCCGCUCUCUCUCUCUCUCUUUCGAGGAAAUAACAAACAGGCGCGCGACGGUCGUCGCGUUCGCCGAUACCCCGUGUGUCGGCGGUGUCGCGGAACGUGGCUCGGCAAGCGGGUCAGCCGAGGAGUCAUCGAGUCGGUCGGUCUUGUUGCGACUUGUGUAAGGACAGCAGCAGCCUGUACCGACAUAACGAAGUGAUUCGUCGCGAGCCACAACGUAACGACACUGACGAGUUACCGUGAACGUACGGACGGACGGACUGCGUAAGGUCACCCAGACCGAGAGUGGAAGAUUGAUCGUCGGCGAUCAUGACGAUCUUGUCGAAGAAGAAGACGAACGCGUCGAAGGACCGUACGCGCGAGCCAGGUGCAGGCACGGAGGUCGACGUUCAUCACAGCGUGGUGCAGAAUGAGCACAAUUCCGGCAAUAUUGCGCUGCCGAACAGUCCGUAUCAGGCAAGCGUAGACCGUCGCGAAGAGAAACACUUUGAAGAAAGCGGUCCGAGUCAUGGCAAACGUCACCGACAAAGGGUCAGUCCCCACAGUAGCUAUAUUGGUAGAUCCUCACGCGCCAAACGCGAGCGAGAGAGGGACAGAGGCAGGGAGAGGGAGAGGGAACGGGAACGUGAGAGGCAAGCUACUCCACCUGCUGCCUCUUGCAGUGGUAUUCAAGGAACAGAUACCAGUGUCAAUGGGAGAGUGAGCAUCGUUGGAAAUGCUUCAAAUCUGGAGCACGAAUUGGCAAAUGGUUACAACAGCGGGGAUGAAUACACAGGGCGUACUGGGAAUAAUCUCACGUUAGCCGAAUGGCAGGAGAGAGACCGAUGGUUCGAAAAACACAUGCGGAAAAAGGGUUUUAUCGUGAAAAAAAUGGACGAGGAUGGAGCUUGCUUGUUUCGAGCAGUGGCGGAUCAAGUUUACGGCGAUCAAGAGAUGCACGGGGUUGUGCGGAAGCAUUGUAUGGAUUAUAUUGCUUCCAACAAGGAGUUCUUCCGGAAUUUCGUGGCGGCGGAAGAUUUCAGUAAUUAUGUGAAUAGGAAGAGGCUGGAGUACGUUCACGGGAACCAUAUAGAAAUGCACGCCAUGUCGGAAAUGUACAACCGUAGCAUCCAAUUGUACUGCUAUAGCACAGAACCUAUCGAUAUCUUCCACACCACGGUGAAAAGCGACAAUGAACCGAUCAGGCUGUCGUACCAGCGUGACAGUCACUACAACAGCAUAGUCGAUCCGUACAAGGCCACCAUAGGCGUAGGACUCGGUCUGCCGGCGUACAAUCCCGGUGCUGCUGACCGCGCUCUGAUAUCAGAUGCGGUUCGUCAGAAUAGUGGACGAGUUGAUUUCCGACGCGUUUUGACCUCACGAUUUCAACGACAGACAAUGCUGGAGGAUAAGAUCAAAGCCACCGACUGGGAAGCGACUAACGAGGCUAUCGAGGAACAGGUGGCGAGAGAGAGCUACCUUCAAUGGCUGCGCGACAACGAGAUGCGCAAAGCACGAUCAGCCAGUAGUAGCAGUACGAGCACAGUUACGAGCGCGCAACAUAAUCAUUCGCACUUUCAUUCACAUGGAGGUCGUGGACAGCAACGUAGCCAUACCUCGUCACCGACCACGACUCAAACUAGCCAAGAUAAUUUACGUAAUUCUCCAAAGGUCAGCGACGCGGUACGAUACAGCAAAAGAUCGCCGCAGCAUCAAUCAGCGACUCAAGGUUCCCACUUGCCGCCGGAUUUUGAGGUAAAAGCCACGCCGCAGGAACCUGUGCCAGGAAGCAGCAAGGAGGCGCACGCAUCACCGGACAUCCCAUUGUUCAAUCGCCUCCCUCCUGAAGUCUUCGGUCUAACCGAUUGGGAAGACAGCGAUAUACUUUCGCAAGUGCUGGCGACGUCGCAACAGGAAUAUUUGGACAGCUUGAAGCAAUCACGCGUAUCUGCGUCCGCCGGGAGCGAUAGCCCUAAUACGAUAGAGUCUAAUAACAGUUCUAGUAACAAUUCUUGAAAUGCGGUCGGCAACGACAAAGUUCAAAAGAUAUCAGAGUAAAGAUAUAUACAUUUAUAUAUUGCAGUAUCAUCUAUUCCCGCGUUGUGCCAGGCAUAAGGUGGUUUGCUUUCUCAUCUCGCGAGUAAAUAUUGCAAUAAUCAUUGGUUGAUUUUUUCUCCGUCUGUUUCUAUCACACACACACAUACACACAUACACAACACGCAUAAUACAUAAAUACUUAUUCUUCCCUUCCAUCUUACUUCUUUUAUUCUUUUUUUCUUAGUCCAGAACUAAAUAAACUAUCUCUUCUGCCGUCCUUCUCCCUUCUCUGUCCAUCUAUCUAUUUAUCUCUGUGUUUCUUUCUCUUUCCCAGCAACACGCCGAUUCGAAAACGUACAUAUGGUAUUUUCAAGCAUACGUACGUCAUAUAGUCGUUAAGCGCUUUGUUAACACUAAAUGAAGUAGCUGUGUAUCUCUUUCGUUGUAUCUUUGUGUCGUCAUAUAGAGAAUGGUCAAAAUAAUUUGCAUCAUUCCGAAAUUGUUAUUGUUAAAUAUAAAUUUCUUAAUUUUCGUAGUUACGCGAUAUCCGCUGUCACACAAUCCAUAUUAACUCGCCUAUUUUGGGGUUCAACAUUAUUAUUAUAGGGCAUGCAAUGCGAUUAGACAAGAAAAGAAAUAUAUAUAUAUAUAUAUACAUAUAUAUAUGUAUAUAUAUAUAGCAUAUAUACA
Dinoponera quadriceps is the source of this 3059-nucleotide messenger RNA. It is a transcript of the gene Duba, whose product is annotated as OTU domain-containing protein 5-A. The record is from RefSeq and is a predicted model, not a curated record. The transcript is spliced from 11 exons. NCBI's taxonomy places the organism in Eukaryota, Metazoa, Arthropoda, Insecta, Hymenoptera, Formicidae. Gene Ontology annotation, biological process: protein deubiquitination. Bases 663 to 2348 code for a protein of 561 amino acids. Gene Ontology annotation, molecular function: cysteine-type deubiquitinase activity; K63-linked deubiquitinase activity.